Panicum virgatum (switchgrass) is the source of this 1205-nucleotide messenger RNA. RefSeq names its product transcription factor DIVARICATA-like. The transcript has 2 exons. Gene Ontology annotation, molecular function: DNA binding. Bases 194 to 748 code for a protein of 184 amino acids. NCBI's taxonomy places the organism in Eukaryota, Viridiplantae, Streptophyta, Magnoliopsida, Poales, Poaceae. The record is from RefSeq and is a predicted model, not a curated record.
UUGAUCCGAUGAUUCCCUUCCCUCCCCAGGUCCCGUGCACGGGUUCACCCCACCCGGAAUCUUUAUAUAAAUUCCGUUCCCACGCGCAACAAAAACCAACGGCACACGGCGCCGCCCACCUAUCCGUCCGCCCACCACGAGCGCGCGCACCGCACGCAGCGCAGCGAGCGAUCGCGUCGGUCGAGCCGGCGCCAUGGAUUUCCACCACCACCAAUACCACAGCGUCCGCGCGGCGGGGCCGCCGGCGCCGGCGGCGCGGCCGUGGAGCAAGGCGGAGGACAAGGUGUUCGAGGGCGCGCUGGUGAUGUGGCCCGAGCACGCGCCCGACCGCUGGGCGCUCGUCGCGGCGCAGCUCCCCGGCCGCACGCCGCGGGAGGCCUGGGAGCACUACGAGGCGCUCGUCGCCGACGUCGACCUCAUCGAGCGCGGCGCGGUCGACGUGCCCGCCUCCUGGGACGACGUCGGCGGCGGCGAGGAGCGCGCCCCCGCCCGCCGCGCCGGCCCCACCCGGCCACGCCCCGAGAAACGGCGUACAGGGAUACCCUGGAGCGAGGAGGAACACAGGCUGUUUCUUCGGGGGCUGCAGAAGUACGGGCGCGGGGACUGGCGCAACAUCUCGCGGUUCGCGGUGCGGACGCGGACGCCGACGCAGGUGGCCAGCCACGCGCAGAAGUACUACAACCGGCAGCUCAACCCCGCCAGCCGCGACUCCAAGCGCAAGAGCAUCCACGACAUCACCACCCCGUAGACCCGAUCGCCGCAGCCGACGCCGACGCCGACGCCGACGCGCUCCACUAGUCCAUGACCAUGUACAUAUACUUAAUGCUAGUUAUCUUAAAUUAGGCUAAGGUGCUUUCAAAAAUUAGGCUGAGGCGGCCAAUGGAUCUCUGCAUUGCUGUGGAUGCAAUGCAAGAAACAGAGGCAGAGAGUUCCAGCCGGCUGUUAGCACAAGGCUUACUCGUAGUAGCAGAACACUAGAACUAGCCCUGGGGGUUAAACAUCUGUGAAGUCUGACGUGGAGACGUUGUGUCUGGUUUAGUUGGAUCAGACCAACCAGCGCACGUGUCGCUGUUGCAUACUACUAGUACUAGUUUAAUGGUGCCUUCGCAUGGUGGUGUCGAAGUUGGACUGGAUAACUUGUAUAAUUGUUGUCUGGGUGGCGUUCAUACCAAAAGGAAACAUGCAGUAGAUAUGCGGCUGGCUGA